Loxodonta africana (African savanna elephant) is the source of this 7617-nucleotide messenger RNA. It is a transcript of the gene GPR179, whose product is annotated as G protein-coupled receptor 179. Lineage: Eukaryota; Metazoa; Chordata; Mammalia; Proboscidea; Elephantidae. Gene Ontology annotation, biological process: G protein-coupled receptor signaling pathway. Gene Ontology annotation, molecular function: G protein-coupled receptor activity. Gene Ontology annotation, cellular component: membrane. The transcript is spliced from 11 exons. The record is from RefSeq and is a predicted model, not a curated record. The coding region runs from base 282 to 7424 and encodes 2380 amino acids.
GUUUGCCUGGGUUAAGAGGGUUUGAGAUGAGGGGCACACUGAGAGAGGAGAGGGCAGGGCCCUCAUGCCUACAUCCAAAAGCCAGCUGAUGACGUUAGAGCAAAGAAAAAAUAGGUGAGACAGCUUGAGCAUUGAGAGAGAGAGGGCAGGAGAGGGGAGAGGGAAAGCUAGGACAGGAGGCGUGGACGCAGGCAGCAUCCAGGGCCAGACUCUGCUGGGCUCUCCUGAGCCAUCAAAUCCUCCAGGCAGCCAGUGCCCACGGUUCCUGAGAGCUGCCCAGGAUGGGCACCAGGGUGGGGGUCAUACCCCCUCCUAUGUGGGGGCUGCUGGGCUGCUGUUUCCUUUGUGUCUGGGCUCUGGAGGGUCCACAGCCCCUCCGCUCUCUGCCCCUGCUGUCCUCCCAAGCUCAGCCAGAAUCUGUGCCCAAGUGGGUGCCUUCAGAGGGGGCAGAGGCAGCCCUGGCUUUUCUCUAUUCUGGAGAUGCCAAACAGCUGUUGGGGGCUAACUGCAGUGAGCGAUAUGAAGCCCUUGGGGCAGGAGCCAAAGCAGGCCUCCCUCCAAUCUUACAGAGGGCAGCAGGCACCCUUGCCCAGGCUGCCAACUUCCUCAACAUGCUGCUGCAAGCCAAUGACAUCCGCGAGUCCAGUGUGGAGGAGGAUGUGGAGUGGUACCAGGCACUGGUUCGCAGCGUGGCCGAGGGAGACCCAAGAGCAUACCGGGCUUUGCUGACCUUUAGCCCCCAACCUGGGGCAAGCCACAUCCAGCUGUCCCUACAGGCCACUCGGCUGCAGGAGGAGACCAUCCUUCAAGACUUGUCUGGAAUCAGGGUGCAGGAGGAGAGCCUGGCUGGAGACCUGGACACCCCUGCCCUGCAGAAGCGGGUGCUGACCAAUGAUCUAGGAAGCCUUGGUAGCCCCAAGUGGCCACGGGGGGAUGGCUAUGUGGGGGACAUGCAGCAUGUGAGGUUGUCUCCUCCCUUCCUGGAAUGCCAGCAGGGCCGGCUCCGUCCUGGCUGGCUUAUCACACUCUCGGCCACCUUCUAUGGACUCAAGCCAGACCUCAGCCCGGAAGUCAGGGGUCAGGUGCAGAUGGACAUGGAUCUUCAGAGUGUGGACAUCAAUCAGUGUGCCAGUGGCCCAGGCUGGUACACUAACACACACCUGUGUGAUCUCAACAGCACCCAGUGUAUCCCCUUGGAGAGUCAGGGCUUUGUUCUUGGCCGUUACCUCUGCCGCUGCCGACCUGGCUUCUACGGGGCAAGCCUCUCUGGGGGGUUAGAGGAAAGUACCACCCAGCCUACUGGGCAAUCCGGAUCUCCACAAGGCAGCUCCAGGAGGCUGCUGCGGUGCCAGCCAUGUCCUGAGGGCUGCGCCAGCUGCAUGGAUGGCACACCGUGCCUGGUGGAGGCGGCCCUGACGCUGCGGGCAGCAGUGCUGGCCUGCCAGGCCUGCUGCAUGCUGGCCGUCUUCCUGAGCAUGCUGGUCUCCUACCGCUGCCGCCGGAACAAGAGGAUCCGGACAUCUGGGGUUAUCCUGCUGGAAACCAUCCUUUUUGGAUCUCUACUGCUCUACUUCCCUGUCUUCAUCCUGUACUUCAAGCCCAGUGCAUUCCGCUGCAUUGCUCUCCGGUGGGUCCGGCUGCUGGGUUUUGUCAUCGUCUAUGGCACCAUUAUACUCAAGCUUUAUAGAGUGCUGCAGCUGUUUCUGUCUCGAACGGCCCAGCGGGGUCCCCACCUGAGCAGCAGGCGGCUGCUGCGGCGCCUGGGGUUGUUUCUGCUCUUUGUGCUGGGCUUCCUGGUGGUGUGGACAGCAGGGGUCCUAGAGCCAGGCAUCCAGCACACGCCCCUUGUGACCCGAGGCUACACUCCCACUGGCCGCCACUUCUACCUCUGUCACCAUGACCGCUGGGACUACAUCAUGGUUGUGGCUGAGAUGCUGCUCCUGUGCUGGGGCAGCUUCCUCUGCUACGCCACCCGGGCUGUGCCCUCGGCCUUCCACGAGCCACGCUACAUGGGCAUCGCCCUGCACAACGAGCUGCUGCUCUCUGCUGCCUUCCACACAGCCAGGUUUGUGCUAGUUCCCUCCCUGCACCCGGACUGGACCCUCCUCCUCUUCUUCUUCCACACCCACAGCACAGUCACUGCCACACUGGCGCUGAUCUUUAUCCCCAAGUUCUGGAAGCCAGGGGCCCCUCCCCGGGAAGAGAUCGUGGACGAGGUGUAUGAGGAUGAGCUGGACCUGCAGCGCUCGGGCUCCUACCUUGACAGCAGCAUCGCCUCAGCCUGGAGCGAGCGCAGCCUGGACCCCGCUGACAUUCGGGAUGAGCUGAAGAAGCUCUAUGCCCAGCUAGAGGUCCACAAGACCAAGGAAAUGGCCUCCAACAACCCCCAUCUGCCCAAGAAGCGGGGCAGCUCGUGCCAGGGGCUGGGCCGCUCCUUCAUGAGAUACCUGGCAGAGUUCCCAGAGGCCCUGACACGGCAGCACUCCCGGGACUUGGGCUCCCUGGGCCAAAGCAGCCUGCCUGGCUCCUCCCGCCGCCGACUCCUUAGCUCCAGCAUCCAGGAACCCGAGGGACCACAGGCCCUCCACAAGUCCCACAGCACCUACGACCACCGCAGGGAGCAGGACCCGCCUCUCCUCGACUCGCUGCUGAGGAGGAAGCUGGCCAAGAAGGUCUCGAAGACUGAGAGCCGGGAGUCAGAGUCAGUGGAGGGACCCCCUGUCCUCGGCUUCAGGUCCGCCAGCGCCCACAACCUGACGGUGGGAGAGAGACUCCCCAGAUCAUGGCCUGCCUCCCUGCAUAAAUCACUCAGUGUAGUGGCUGACUCCAGAGAAAAGGCUCUGCUUGUUGCCAGCCAGGCCUACCUGGAGGAGACCUAUCAGCAGGCGAAGGAGCGAGAGGAGCGAAAGAAGGCAGAGGUGGCUGUAGCAAGCCCAGUGCCGAGGCCAUCGGCCAGGAGGCUGGAGCGAGCCUGGGGUGCCCCACUAUCAGCCCCACCCUCCCCUGCCAAGAGCUGCAGUGUGGGCGGUUCCCAUGACUCUAGGCAGCUUCACGAGGAGGCUGGGAGACGGCUGCCUCGCCCACCCAUCAGGCACCAGAUCUCCACACCCAUCUUGACCCUGUCUGGGGCCUGCCUGGGAGAGCCAAGGAUGCUGUCACCCACCUCUACCUUGGCUCCAACUCUGAUGCCAGCUCCAGCCCUGGCACCAAUCCCUACCCUAGCACCUGUUCCAGUACCCCCUCAAAGCCCCAGCUUGCUUACCUAUAUCUGCCCCUGGGAGAAUGCAGAACUGCCAGUCAGGAAAGAAAAUGCGACCCAAGAAGGCCCCUCAGGGCCAGAGCAAGGCCGCCAAUCCCCUGCCCCUGCUCGGGCCAGGAUCUGGAGGGCCCUCUCGGUUGCAGUAGAGAAAAGGAGGGCUGGGGAGAAUGAAAUGGACACACAGGAUGGGAGUCUCCAGGAGGCAGCUGAGGAUGUGGACGAGGAUAGGCCCAAGACCUUCUCUAAAUCUCACAGCCUCAACGCCCCUGUUCAGCAGGGUUCCAUGCGCAGUCUGGGACUGGCUAUCAAAGCUCUAACCCGUUCUCGGAGCACAUACCGAGAGAAGGAGAGUGGGGAAGAGAGUCCUAAGAGACGGGAGAAGGACAGAGCUUCAGGAGAGGGGUUGGGGGCUUCCCCCAGAUCUCCCAGGAUGGGCCGGCCCAAGGCGGUGAGUAAGCAGGCUGCCCUUGCUCCCUGCGAUGAUGAAGAAUCCUUCCAGAACCAAAAGAAUGCUCACACCAGCAGAAUGCUCCUAGUCUGUCACCAGGAAGGCAGCAGAAAACAAGACACAGGCAGGAGGACAGCCCAGGGCCUGUGGGAUGGCAAAGCUGGUAAAACGGGGCCUGCCACACUGAGACAAGGCAGACAGGGCACAGCUGGGGAAAAAAAUGGUGAGCGAGCAAAAGAAGCCCCUAGGGGGUGGCGGGAAUGCCCUAAGGCUGGCCUCCAGCUCCUGGACAGUGCUGACCACAGGGUGGCGGAGGUAUGCCCCUGGGAAGUAGCCAAAUCAGAAAUGUGUCCACUUGACAGUAGCAACAAGGCUGAAAUCUGCCCCUGGGAGGUGAGUGAAGGAACCUCUGAGAGGGGAGUACUAAGGCAGGAUCUAGAAGAUAGCUCCCAAGAAGAGAGGGGGAAAGCCCCAGAAAAACCAGAGCCCAAAGAUGUGGCUGCCAGUGCUUGGAAAAAGGCAGAGAGGCUGGUAAGGGGGCAGGAGGCAGUGUGUCCCUGGGAGGGUACCGAUCCUGGGGGACUGUCCCCUCAGCCAGCCCCUCAGAACACUAAUAGACCCAAGAGCAGGUCUGACGCGGUGGACAGUGGCGAGGCCAGGGAGGUGGCUAUGUGUCCAGGGGAAGCCACUGGCCCAAAAGAUUAUAAAGCUGAAAUGGCCAAGACAGAGCUCUAUCCUUGGGAGGCAAGUAAAGGAGAGAAUGGGAAGCCAACCCAGGAGCUCCCCCAGGACAAGCAGAAAACCCCCAAGAAAGCAACCUUUUGGAAAGAACAGAAGCUAGGUGGAGACCGGGAGUCUCUCUGUCCAUGGGAGAGUACAGAUAUUUUGGGUCCCUCAGCAGUCUCAAAUCAGGCCUCAGGAACCCCAGAGUACUCAGGGAGUUUGGGCGGUAGUGUCACUGAGGUGUGUCCAUGGGAGGCAGAAGAUGCCCCUGCUACCAAGAAAGCAGAGAUCUGUCCCUGGGAGCUGGAUGCUGACAUAAUGGGGAAAGAAACGGCGAGUCAGGGGACAGGUGGAGAAUCUCUCCUGGAAAUGGGAAAAGCCUCCAGAAAAGGGAACCCUAGAGAGAUGGAGGAACAAGCUGUGAAAACAGUGCAGAAACUAAGUCAACAGCAGGAGUUGGUCUGUGCCUGGGAGCACACUGUCCCUGGGCACUCCAGCCCAUGUGUAGACAAUUCCUCACCCAAAGCUGAGGGCCAACUCCUAAGCACUGGAGGAAGCAGAGUGACGCAGGGCUGUCCACGGGAAGAUAGCAAACCAGAGGUAAAGGGAACAAUGCCUGCCAAGGCAGAAAUCUGUCCCUGGGAUGUAAAUGACAGGACAGAGGGCUGGACAUCGGGACAGGCUCCAAAAGGAGGUAAAUCUCAAAAGGACCAGGAGAAAAUGCCUGGACAACCAGGAAUCAAAGAAGCAGAUGUCACAGCUUGGGCAGAGCCUGAGGGGCAGACCCCAAAGCAGGAAGCAGUGUGUCCCCAGGAGAGGGUAGGCCCUGGCAAUCUUCCCCUACAGCCAGGCUCUCAAGACACAGAUAGACCCAAAGCCGGUUUCCAGAUAUCAGGCAGUGUGGGAAACAAAACUGCGGAGAUCUGCCCAUGGGAUGUGGCAGAGACCCUGACUGCAGAGAAGGCAAAUAUCUGUCCCUGGGAGGUAAGUCCUAGAGCAGUGCAGGAAAGGGGUUUGGGAGAGGAAGCCAUUAGGAAACUUCCAAGUGAUACCAGAAAGGUUUCCACAGAUUACGGGCCCAGUGAGAGGGCUGUUACUGCUCCAAAAAAGCCAGAGAAGCCAGCUGGAGAGUGGGAGAUGACUUGUCCCUGGGAAGGCCUGGAUCCAGGGGGCUCCUCUCAACAUUCACAUGCUCUGGACUCCGAUACAUCAAAAGCUGGACCCCAGGACCUGGACAGUGUGGGGUGCAGGUCAGCUGAGGUGUGUCCCUGGGAAGUGGAGGAGGUGCCUACCAGUGAAAAGGCUGAGAUCUAUCCCUGGGAAGCAAAUGAAAGAGUGACUGAAAAGGGACUGGAAAAGGAGACAGGGUCCGAGUCAGCAGGGCAGAGGAUGAAAACUCUAGAAAAAGAGAGACUCACCUCCCUGGGAGAAGACAUAUCAAAAUGGGAGGCAAAACUGAGUCAGGAGUGGGAAUCUGUUUGUCCCUGGAAAAACAUGGACUUGUGGCAACCCUCUGCUCAGGCCCCCAAGGUCUCGAGCUUAUCAAGCAGCACGAGCAGCAAAGUGGCAGAGCGACAUUCCUUAGAAGUGAGUGAUGAGGCAGUAGAGCAAGGAGACCUGAAGCAAGACCCAAAAAGAGGCUCCCUUCUGGAACACAUGCUUAUCCGAGAAAAAGCCUCAUGUUCGAAAGCAGAAUUCACUGUUGAAGAUGGGGAAAACACAAGCAAGGAGCUGCAAUCUGUCUAUCUACGGGAGAGCUUGGCCCCAGGGGGCUUUUUCUCCCACCCAGACACUCAGCACACAGACCAAUCGAAAGCCAGCUCCCAGGGACAGGUCAGUGUUGGGGGCAGGAUCACUGAUGUAUGUCCAUGGGAUGCUCCUGACCCAGAUGUUUACAAACCUGACAGCAGCACCAAGGCCAAGAUCUGUCCCUGGGAGGGGAGUGAAGGGAUUCCUGAGAAAGGGGUAUCAAGACAAGAUGGAAAAGGGGAAUCUCAAGAGGAGAAAGGGAAAGCCCUAGAAAAAUCAGAGCCCAAAGAUGUGGCAGUUCAGAAAAUGCCAGAGAAGGCAGACAGGAAGCAGGAGGCUGUGAGUCCUUGUGAGAAUCAAGAAUGUGGAGGCCUGUCUCCACAACCAGCCCCACAAGCUUCUGACAGAAGUGAAGACAGUUCUGAGGCAGCAAGUGGUGUAGGGGCCAGGGUAGCAGACAUGUGUUCAUGGGAAACGGAAGAGGCUCCCUCUGCCGAGAAAGCAGAGAUCUGCCCCUGGGAAAUGAGUAAAGGAGCAGCAGAGAAAGGAGGACUGGUACAGGAGGUACACAGAGACUCAAAAGAGCAAGGAGAGGUGUUCUUUCAAAAGGCAGGGUCUGGAGGGACUGAAGAACACUUUUCAAAAGCAGCAGCAAAACUCAGCAGAGAGCAGGAGACAGUCUGCCCAUGGGAAGGCGCAGAUUCAGGGGGCCUCUUCCCUCAGCCAGAUACUCUGGACACCGACCAACCCAAAGUCAGUCCCCAUGGAGCAAGCAGUCUGGGGAGCAGAGCAGUAGAGCUGUGUCGAUGGGAAGUCACAGAUCCAGAAGGAAACAAAAUAAAGGGCACCAUGGCAGAAAUUUGUCCCUGGGAGGGAACUGGAGCCCCAUCUAAGGAACCUGGGCUGCUGGCUCUAACAGCAACUCAGGCAGAAAUGUUCAUCCCCACAGCCCAUGAGAAAGCAUCAUGCCUUUCAGUCUGUAGACCUCUGGGAAGCUUCCUUCCAGAAAGCAAAAGCCCCCGCCCUCAAGUGAGCAGGCCAAACAGUACUUUUACUCUGGAAGGUGUCAAAGAACCCAAAAGACCUUCAUGGCUGGGACCAGGAACCAGCUUAGCCCCAGAGCCAAGUCUCCAAGAAGCCAAAGCUCAGAAGUCUUUCUCCUUAACUGAAGAACAAGAAACAAUCUCUAAAACUCAAUAUAAAGAACUCACCCUUCCAAAUGUCUAUCCUUGGGACUGGGAGUAACAACUUCAUCAGGUGAGGUCAAACAUAGAGCUAGUUUUCAGGAACCAAGCUCCUUUUCAAGUUCUAAAAGUUCCCAAAGAGUCUAACCAAAAACACUUGGCCACGUGCCCUCCCCAUAAGGCCAGAGGUCAACUCAUUCCAAAACUGAAUUGUACAAGGAGAUAGUGAGCAGCUUGGACCCUAACAGGAAGUC